This is a messenger RNA of Metarhizium brunneum ARSEF 3297, 1467 nucleotides long. RefSeq lists its product as uncharacterized. Gene Ontology annotation, cellular component: preribosome, small subunit precursor; nucleolus; cytoplasm. Gene Ontology annotation, biological process: rRNA processing. Lineage: Eukaryota; Fungi; Ascomycota; Sordariomycetes; Hypocreales; Clavicipitaceae. Gene Ontology annotation, molecular function: snoRNA binding. The record is from RefSeq and is a predicted model, not a curated record.
AUGCCCAAGGCUACUACUCCAAAGGCCGACCGGCCUGCCCGUCGCCAUAACCCUCUCGAGAACGAUAUUCUCGCUACUGGUCUCUUGCGCAACAAGCCCACCAAAAAGAAGUCAAAGAACAUUGAGGAUGCCGAUGAAAGCUUUGUCGAUUCCAAGGCCUCAAAGAAUAUCUUGAGGAUAGGUCGUGAGUUAGCUGAGGAGGAAAAUUCUGAGAGAGCCUCUUUUGCUCCUGAGCCAACCAUCGACUCCUUCGGGUACGACUCUCGAUUCGACGACAAGCUUGAUAGUGAGGAAGUCAAGACAUAUGACGAUGAUGACGCCUGGGGUGAUGACGACGAGGUUGUGGAGGAGAUUGAAGUCGACCCUGAAGAUCUUGAAAUGUACAAGAAGUUCAUGCCCGACGAGGAGGACGAUCUAUUGAAGCAUGGUUGGGACCUCAAGCCCUCGGGCGACGCAGUUGAAGGCGAAAGCCGCAACUUGGCAGAUAUCAUUCUGCAGAAGAUCGCAGCGCACGAGGCUGCUGAGGCUAGAAAGGAUGCCGGCGUGCCAGUUGACGAUUAUGAACUACCCCCCAAAGUAGUUGAGGUUUACACCAAAAUCGGAGAGAUCUUAUCGCGCUACAAGUCAGGUCCAUUGCCGAAGCCAUUCAAAAUCCUCCCAACUAUUCCCCACUGGGAGGAAAUUCUCGAAAUUACCCGACCAGAUCGUUGGACACCAAAUGCUUGCUUCCAGGCAACCCGAAUUUUUGUUUCUCAUAAGCCAAUUAUCGUGCAGCGAUUCCUCGAAAUGGUGGUCUUGGAAAAAGUCCGUGAAGACAUUUACGAAAACAAGAAGUUAAAUGUUCACUUGUUCAACUCUCUCAAGAAGGCACUGUACAAGCCUUCUGCUUUUUUCAAGGGAUUUCUCUUCCCGCUUAUUGGCAGUGGUACCUGCACCCUGAGAGAAGCCCACAUCAUCUCCGCUGUACUUGCUAGAGUCUCCGUCCCAGUUUUGCAUUCUGCUGCAGCUCUCAAGGGUCUUUGCGAGAUCGCUGCCCAAGAAGCCUCCCAGGGAAGCGAAGGUGGUGGUGCUACCAACAUCUUCAUUAGGACAUUGUUGGAGAAGAAGUACGCUCUGCCAUACCAGGUCAUUGACGCUCUGGUAUUUCAUUUUCUUCGAUUUCGUAGCGAGGACCCUGCCAGCGUCCAGGAAGGCGAUGCCAUGGCCGGGGUGUCCGGUGAGGGAGACGUCAAGACGAAGUUGCCUGUUAUCUGGCAUCAAAGUCUUCUAGCAUUUGCUCAAAGAUACAAAGGUGAUAUUACCGAAGACCAACGUGAAGCACUUCUGGAUUUGCUCCUAGGCCACGGCCAUUCUGCCAUUGGUCCGGAAGUGCGACGAGAACUGCUGGCGGGACGGGGACGUGGUGUUCCCUUGGAACCCCAAGGUGAGGCUCUGGAUGGCGAUGAUACCAUGGCAGUCGACUCUUAA